Copidosoma floridanum is the source of this 496-nucleotide messenger RNA. It is a transcript of the gene Urm1, whose product is annotated as Ubiquitin-related modifier 1. Gene Ontology annotation, biological process: tRNA thio-modification. The record is from RefSeq and is a predicted model, not a curated record. Lineage: Eukaryota; Metazoa; Arthropoda; Insecta; Hymenoptera; Encyrtidae. Gene Ontology annotation, cellular component: cytoplasm.
UCGUAACGUGUCAAUGUUUGUUUGUUUUCAUUGUUGCGUUCAGUUCGGCAAAGUACUUAAAGUUUGUUUGAUUGUUUUGUUGUUGGAGAAAGAAGACGAUCAGGAGAGAAAACUCACGAGUCAACAAUUAUGACGAGUAAUAGUGCUGGGAUUGUUGGGCUACCACUGACAAUUGAAUUUAGAGGUGGAGCUGAGUUGUUGUUUGAAAAUAAAAAAAAACACAGUAUUACGUUGUCCGGAGACGAAGAAUGGACAUUAAAUACGUUGAUCCUAUGGUUGCGUGAUAAUAUGCUAUCGGAGAGGCCAGAACUUUUUGUCUCCGAAGAUACAGUGAGGCCAGGAAUUCUUGUCUUGGUGAACGACGCAGACUGGGAACUAUAUGGCCAGGGCGAGUACGUGCUGAAGCCGAACGACACUGUGACGUUUAUUUCGACGCUACACGGCGGUUAACGUCGCCCACGCCUGGCUGGUUGAAUUUUCGGACAGAGGAGCCCCA